AUGUCUGCGGGUUUCCCGAAUCAGAAUUGGGUAUUGAAGGGACACACAAGGAUACAAGCCCAAUCGAACAGGUUAAGAGAAACUCUUUUGGUCACCGGCAUAAGAAAAAAGUAUAAAAACAUCACUAGGGCCCGGCAAGCGUUGCAUUCAAUUUCCGCAAUACCUGGAGAAGGAGAGUUGGCCAUUACCUGCAGUGGACUGAGCGCCUUUCCGUUUGGGGAAACAGUUGUCGUGAUGGCAUCUAACCGUAGCCAACGCAGCAAUGCUGGUAACCGAAUGUCAAGGUUAAUCGAUGAAGAAGCAGAAGAGGACGAAUUUUAUGAAACUGCUUUCGGUGGAUUCCAAGAAGAAUCUGAUGAUGAAAAGUAUGAUACUGAGGAAUCAGAGGAAGAUGUUGCCGAUUCCGACAUUGAUGCUAGUGAACACUCAGAACAAGAAGAUGCUAGUAGUGACGAUUCCCAACCACGAAAAAAACGCAAAAAGAUUGUCAUUGCUGCUGUUGCGCGUGAUAAAAACAACACAACCAAGGUCGGCCAGAAACGUGAACGCAAAGUCAUCGCAUCAACUAGUACGGUAGAUACUGACGAAGGUACCAGUCGAUCUGUACGAAAGUCAAAGCGUUCAGCAACCAUGGUGCAAAGCCAAGAAUUUCUAAAACGCAUGAAAGAUCGUGAUGGCAAAGAAGUCAAACAAUCUAUUAAGAAAUCACAAGAUUCACGACCUUUAACUCAGAAGGAAUUACUGGAAGAAGCUAAAGAAACAGAAAAAGCUAAUCUUGCGUCUUUACGUGAAUAUCAAGAAUCUGAGAAAGAAAAAAGGGCUACCAAAGUUAUUCGAAGGAAACUACUUUAUCCCUUCGUUCGGUAUCAGUCCAUCACUAUGCCAGAUGUGGAUCUCCAACCGAAUGGUGAUCAGAAUGACAAUAAUAACACACUACAGUCUGACCAGUCAUUGAAUGAGUCAUCUAAAAAUCAUGUAGAAGUUACUGCAGAUAGUCAUGAUCAUAAUUACAACAAGAAAUCAAUCAAGAAAGAGGAAUACGUUAUUCCUGUAACAACCAAAAAGUACUCUCGUAAUUUUAUCACAUUUACCGAUACCAGCAAAUAUCCUUCAACUUAUUUCCCCGUUGCUACGUUAUCGACCGAAGCAAAACCACCUAUAUGCCCAGUAACGAACCUACCUGCUCGUUAUAUCGACCCUGCAACCUUAAUACCCUAUGCUACAUUGGAUGCUUUCAAAAUUAUCCGUGAAGCGGCUCAAUCAUGUGCUAAUACUAUCAAGGAGGAAACGAAAGAGAUACAACCUGUAAUUGCUAGCUUACAUACUGGCGCACAAUAG
Messenger RNA from Trichoplax adhaerens, 1338 nucleotides. RefSeq lists its product as uncharacterized. Gene Ontology annotation, molecular function: ATP-dependent H2AZ histone chaperone activity. Gene Ontology annotation, cellular component: nucleus. NCBI's taxonomy places the organism in Eukaryota, Metazoa, Placozoa, Uniplacotomia, Trichoplacea, Trichoplacidae. The transcript is spliced from 4 exons. The record is from RefSeq and is a predicted model, not a curated record. Gene Ontology annotation, biological process: regulation of DNA-templated transcription; chromatin remodeling. The coding region runs from base 1 to 1338 and encodes 445 amino acids.